UCAACAGCGGGCACCAUCGAAGGCGCGUUAGUCGAACUCCGCUAACUGUCGCGCCUGCCCGCCUCCCGCCGUACCCGUGCCGCGCGGACUUUCCGAAAAAAAAAAAGUUUUAAAAAGUUAACCGACUCAGUAAUGAGGAAAUAAUUAAAAACUUCAACAUUGUGUGCUGUGACGCUUUGUAAAUACCAAAAGUUCAUAUAAUUUCAUGUUAUGUUAAUAGUUACUAAUUGUUUAGUGGGUGUUGUGAAGUUUAAUUGAAAUAUUUGAAUGGCUGCCAAAACUAGUAAAUGCAGCUGAGUGACUGCGCCAUUGGGUCUGCUGGUUCGAGUUGUUCGUCCCUGAUGGGCGGAGCGCAGAAGUUAGCAGAGAAACUUUGAACUUGGAUUAUGGGAGAAAAAUGACCAGAUAACAAUUCCAAUAUGGUGUCGCGGGCUAAUUCUCGGAUUAGUAAAGUCAUUAUGAUUAUUGUAUGGAACCUGUGUGUUAGUUCAGAGAGCUUGAACAACAACAAAAGCAAUUUAACUAUAUUAAAUGAAUUCUUAGAUAGUAAUACAAGAAUAGACUUAAAUGAUUACCUCGAAAGGGACACUAUUUACAGAACACAAAGACACAUCGAAAAAAUAAGAAAUGAAAUUAAUAACACAGAAUAUUUGGAAGAAGAUUCAGAUAGUUUAAGAAACGAAAUCUACGAUAAAGAUAAAAUGGUUUCAAAUCGAAGCGACAUAGAAUUUGCAAGAAUCAUGGCCGAAGAUAGCACAACGACGGAAGUUGACAACUAUUCAACAACAGCUUGCCCCGGUGAUCAGGACUAUUGCAAUAUGACAAGAGAGGAGUACAUAGAAAUGUUACAGGAGUACAUAUAUCCGCGGCCAUUCGAAUGGGUGCUUAUAACAACGCAUGCAAUAGUGUUUGUGAUCGGCCUGAUUGGGAACGCUCUAGUGUGUAUAGCGGUGUACAGAAAUCAUUCGAUGAGGACUGUGACCAACUAUUUCAUCGUGAAUCUUGCGGUGGCUGAUUUCAUGGUGAUCUUGAUAUGUCUGCCUCCAACAGUAUUAUGGGACGUUACGGAAACCUGGUUCUUUGGCACUGCCAUGUGUCGAAUAGUGCUGUACUCUCAGUCGGUGUCGGUGACGGUGUCGGUGCUCACAUUGACGUUCAUCUCAGUGGACCGCUGGUACGCCAUCUGCUUCCCGCUCAAGUUCAAGUCCACCACCGGCCGCGCCAAGACCGCCAUACUCAUCAUCUGGCUCAUUUCUUUACUUUUCAAUGUGCCAGAACUAGCAGUUUUGCAAGUGAAGAUGCUCUCUCGCCCGCUGAGAUUUGACAUGCAUAAGCAGUAUUUCAUGCAAUGCUCAGCGAAGUGGUCAGAUGAAUCUGAACUCAAUUGGAGCAUAAUAAAGGCGGUAUUUCUUUACACGCUUCCGCUAUUCCUGAUGAUGAUCGCAUACUGCCAAAUCGUGAGGGUGCUGUGGCGCUCAGACAAUAUUCCGGGCCAUUCGGAGUCCCACCAGCUAUGCACUACACCUACUGGACAGAACAAUUGGCUAGCAGCGAAGCGGCGCACAACGCCAUCUAUCCACGCGAACGCGUCAACUGAGGGGCAGCUGCGCUCACGCCGCAAGGCCGCCAAGAUGCUCGUGGCUGUCGUCGUCAUGUUCGCCGUGUGCUACUUUCCCGUGCAUCUGAUUUCAGUCCUUAGAGUGGCAUUCAACGUGCAGCAGAGUGACGUCAUCACGUGCAUCGCGCUCAUCUCGCACGUCAUGUGCUACGCCAACUCUGCCGUCAACCCCCUCAUAUACAACUUCAUGAGUGGCAAAUUCCGUCGCGAAUUCCACCGGUCGUACUUCAAAUGCUUCUGCUGCUGCCACGCCCCGCUCUCUCCCGAUCGCAACGGCGCGUCGUUCGCUCCCAUCGGCAGCUCCCGCGCCGGCACCACGCGCACCGUCGUGCGGCGCAACGACUCCUGCGCCUCCUACCGCCUCACACACCUCUCCCCUUCCAACCACAACAGCAUUAACAGGGACUUUCCCAGAAACACCAACACCUCAUUCAUAGAGCAGAUCAACGGCAACAGGAGACCGAAACUAAGAGAGGACUCCAUCAGCGAAUCGGCAACCAGGUUUACGUUAACUACCGACGCUUGCAGAGAUUGACGAUUGAGCAAAAAUCUAUUCUGCAAGGACCGAGAGGGAAUAGAGACGUAUAUUGCCCGGAGUACGAACAGCAUCGAUUGUAAACCAUACUACGAUUGCUUUAAAGAUAAGAAAUGUUACAUUAGCGAGGAAAGGCAUAGCGACACAUACGCAGAUUACCGCGAGUGUGACAAAGAGUGGAAGGAACUGUUUACUGUUAAAGAUGAUACCAAAAACGGGUUUACCUUUAAAUUUAACCGUAGUCUUAAUAGCUGUCAGAUUAAGAAUAAGAGGAAAAUCAACACGGUCUUUUAAAGUAAGUUUUCUAGUUAAGUCAAUAAAUCCUUAGUAUCAAGAUCCCUUUAGCCUUUCUGAACAUAUCUCAAUUAUUACAACGUAAUGAUUCUUUGGUUUUUUACGAUUUAAUUUUUUAUAACUCGCUAAGUUAAAGACGGUUCCGGCGGAAGAAAAACGAAUUAAUAUGUUCUUAAAUAACUUGGAGUAUAUCGUAACAUAACAUUCAGUUGCUAUAAAACGUAGGUAUUGAUCCUGAUGCUAAGAUUUUAAGGUGUACCUACUUCUUUAUUAAUUGUGUGUGAGUGAGAUAAUUAUAAGCACCAUGGAUGUAUUAAAUUAAGUACUGCUUGUUAUUUAUUACUGUGUUGGAAUAAAAAUGUAAUAACUUUGUCAAUUUUAAAUGUAUUAUACAGGGUGACCUUAGCCAUUGGACAAACCCUGAAAUCCCACGCAGGGUUACUUCUCAGAAAUGCUCUAACGGUAAUUUUUUUUUUAUUAGAACAAAAGAUAAAAAAAAUAUAUCAAUCAAAAGUUAUUUCCAAUAAUCGACAACAAAAAGAAACAUAUUGUAUUAAUCAUUGGCAGUGGUUUUGACAAUUUGUUUGAAAAUGUGCGGCAAUGAUGACAUUUGUCAAAAGUCAGAAUCUUAUUAAUGUCAUAAAUAAAAAAGAUAAUCAACACGGUCGAAGAAGGUUUCAUACUAUUUAUUACCUCAGGAGCUACUAAAACAUACAUACAGGUUGCUCCAAAGUAAAAUAUCGUAAUUUGUUAAUUUCUUCGUAACCGCUACACCAAUUUUAUUGUUAUGAUACUUUGUAUACUGGUUCUUAAUACCCUAAUGCAUAUUAUGUACAUUUCGGCUUUGUCCAAUGGCUAGGGACACCUGUAUAACAUUUUCUAAUGUUUAAUUCAAAUCUGUUCAGAAUUCUAUGGAUAAAAAAAAUCCAAGGUAUUCUAUAAAUUAUCACAUUCUCAAAAAUGCUUGAAUGCGUGACUUACAUGUUCAAAUUGUCAUCUUUGUCACGAUUACAAUAAAAGAUGUACCGCAACCUCAAAUGGCAGCACUUAGGUAAUUUAUAUUUAGACACAUUGAAUCCACUCGUGCCAGAGGCUAUGUCAAAAGAAACUUUCAACUACACUUACGAGUAACAUCAUUUUAUAUCGUAGCUAAGUCACGUAUCAUUGACAUAAUAUAAUUAGCCUCUUAUUGAAACAUAUAACAGAACUACUGAAAAUUGACAUAAUCAAAGCGAUCCUUAAUAAAAUAAACUAUUAAAUAGAAUUUAUUUAUGUUAAAUAUAUGUCGAAACAAUCCUUACAAAUGUAAUAGCGGUUGACAACGCCUGACAUUGGCACUUCCUUGUAAAUCUCUCAGGACAAAUUGAAUACUUCCACACUCAGAUUUAGAUAAGUACCUUCCCGAAGGGACAAGAAAAUAACACGGAUAGUUCAUCAACUUUAGCGUUGCCACUUUAUUCCAAUAUUUCUUAAAAAGGGGUAAGUAGAGUUUGUAUUACAUCAUUAUUAUUUCUUCAAAUUAAGGAUUAAAUAAUAAAUACGGUAUUGUCAUUAUAAUUUAGGUAAUGUCAAUAUAGCU
Messenger RNA from Cydia splendana, 4026 nucleotides. It is a transcript of the gene NGR-A5, whose product is annotated as orexin/Hypocretin receptor type 1-like. The record is from RefSeq and is a predicted model, not a curated record. Gene Ontology annotation, biological process: G protein-coupled receptor signaling pathway; feeding behavior. Gene Ontology annotation, molecular function: orexin receptor activity. Bases 420 to 2153 code for a protein of 577 amino acids. NCBI's taxonomy places the organism in Eukaryota, Metazoa, Arthropoda, Insecta, Lepidoptera, Tortricidae. Gene Ontology annotation, cellular component: membrane. The transcript has 9 exons.